AUGCUCUGCCGCGGCGAGCACGACUACGGCAGUGCCCCACCCAAAGACCACUGUCCACCCGGCGCUAUGGACACGCAUCCAGAUCAGCGCAAGCAGACACCGUUCGACAUUCCGGAACUCUUCACCCAGAUCCUGGAGGAACUUCCACCACGCGAGCUGUUGAAAGCGACGGGUAUCAACAGGGCAGCGCGCGAGCUCGUUCAUACCACAUCCGCCCUUCACCGAGCCUUAGGCCAGGUCCCCGAUCCGCAGAGUGAUUUCUGGGUGCCUCUUCUCGGCAGCCUGGACGAUACGCGCGCGCGCCGCUGUGGCAUCGACGUCAAAAUCCUUCCGCUUGUGCCAUACGACUUCCCGACACCAGACCAAAUGUGUGGGUUGAAAGCUAAGCUUCAGUUCGGCCGCACAUCAGAAAGAUCUGUUGGCCUAUCAGGGCAUCUCCCCAAAGCCGCAGGGCAAAGUCGCAGCAUCCUUAUUUGCCAACCUCCGGUCUUCGAAGUGAUCGUGACUCUGCGCUGUGCUCCUUACCGUGGCCUCGGGCUCUCGAAGGAGCAAAUCGCUAGAAGAACCAAGGGUCGCCAGUACAAAAGCCGCGCAUGUGUAGUGCAAUCUAAGACCGGUGUUACCAUUGGCGACCUCGCGGACGCUGCCUCGACGUUGGAACGCAGCCACAUGGCCCAGAUGGAUUACCCCAUGGAUUGUGCCCAUAUGAACUCGGAUACUACAUGCCCAGCAGAUGUGCUGCCCUGGUUCAACGUCAGCUUCAAACUCAGGCUGACGAAAGCAAACGCGCUGGUGAGGAAAUACGCAGAGGCGAUGGAGUCCAGUGUCAUGAAGGGCACGGACUGGCUUCGGAAUCUCCUUAUGUACAAGCUGGAGAUGAUGGAAGGGCUGUCGCGCGGCGAGGAUCCAGUGACCUUCGAGGAGUGGAAAGCUGAUCGUAUCGGGUAG
Saxophila tyrrhenica is the source of this 948-nucleotide messenger RNA. RefSeq lists its product as uncharacterized. The transcript is spliced from 2 exons. The coding region runs from base 1 to 948 and encodes 315 amino acids. Lineage: Eukaryota; Fungi; Ascomycota; Dothideomycetes; Mycosphaerellales; Extremaceae. The record is from RefSeq and is a predicted model, not a curated record.